AUGGCCUAUGAGACAGAAGAUCAUGAGACUCAAUACUGCUUUCCUGCCAUUAACUCAUCAUGCUUCAAGAAGCUUCACACUUCAACCAACAUGCUCAUUCUCUCUCUGGCUGUGGCCGACCUGCUCGUAGGACUUAUUGUCAUGCCCUUGGAGGCGAUUAGGUUGAUUGAAACAUGUUGGUACUUUGGAGACAUUUUCUGUAGACUGUUUUUAAUAAUCAUGGGGCUGCUUUUCUCAGCAUCUCUAAGUAAUUUAGUUUUAAUAGCUGUUGACCGUUAUGUGGCUGUGUGUCAACCUUUACUGUACCCACAGAAAAUAACAAUGACUAGAACAAUAAUUAUUAUCUGUGUUUCCUGGUUUUUCUCUUCAGUGUAUAACAUUGCAAUUGUUUUUAGUAUCUCACAUAGAAAAUACACAUGUUAUGGAGAAUGUACAAUUAUAACUACUUUCGCCUGGUCAAUCGCUGAUUUGUUCCUGUCUUUCCUGCUUCCUUGUACUGUCAUCAUAACUUUAUAUUUGAGAAACUUCUAUGUCGCACAUCAGCAAGUGAAAGUUAUAAACUCUCUGCUGAGGAGUGGAAAACAUCUAACAGAAGGUUCAAUGAGGAAGAAAUCUGAGAGCAAAGCCGCUCUGACAUUAGGAAUCAUUGUGAUGGUUUAUCUGUUUUGCUGGAUUCCUUUUUUUAUUUUAUCUCUAACACCAAACACUGGAAUGACGUCUGCCACAGCUUAUAUCUUAUUAUGGAUGUUGUAUAUUAAUUCAGGUCUGAAUCCUCUCAUCUAUGCUAUAUUUUACCCCUGGUUUAAAAUCUCAGUUAAACACAUCCUAAAUCUAUCCAAAAUUUUUAAGGCAGCAUAA
Messenger RNA from Paramisgurnus dabryanus, 858 nucleotides. The record is from RefSeq and is a predicted model, not a curated record. Lineage: Eukaryota; Metazoa; Chordata; Actinopteri; Cypriniformes; Cobitidae.